GAAGAAUUGGUAGCCGUCCCCUCUACGAAGAUGCUUCUAUCGCGGACACUGUCGCGGGUCCAAGGGUCCUCGUGGAUGCAAGUGCAGAAGCAUGCUGCCAUGUCCAGCACCUCAGCCGCUGCCGCAUCUACCACCUCGGUCGCUCCUCCCGCCAUAUCCUUGGAGAACAAGCCGUGGUCAUCCGACUCGAAGCGCACCGGUCUCCUUGCCGUUAAGAUGGGAUCCAUGCACAUCUACGACGACUGGGGUCUUGCCCAUCCCGUGACUGUCCUUCAGGUUGAAGAGUGCCAAGUCACCCAAGUCAAGACGAAGGAAGUGCACGGCUUUACCUCUCUCCAACUCGGCGUCGGCCUCCGCAAGGAACGCAACAUCACCAAGCCGGUGUUGGGCCAUUUGGCCAAGGCUGGUGUGCCUGCCAAGCGCGAACUGCACGAGUUCCGCGUCUCAGACGACGCGCUCAUUCCCGCCGGUACCACGUUGAACGCUUUGCACUUCUCUCCAGGUCAAUUCAUCGACGUGUGCGGCACCUCCAAGGGCAAGGGGUUCCAAGGCGUGAUGAAGCGCCACAACUUUGGUGGGCAGCCUGCAUCGCACGGGAAUUCGUUGGCCCAUCGUGCCAUGGGUUCUGCUGGCCAGUGUCAAGACCCUGGUAAGGUGUGGAAGGGCAAGAAGAUGCCUGGGCGCAUGGGUGGCAAGCGUGUCACCCGCGACAACCUGUGGAUCUUGAAGAUCGACCCCGAACGCAACCUGUUGUACGUCAAGGGGUCGGUCCCCGGCGCCCCAGGCGGUGUCGUGCGCGUCACGGAUGCCCGCAAGAAGAAAUUUGAAGAGUCUGCAACCCCUCCUUUCCCGACGUUCAUCGUGGCCAAGGGCGAGCCAUUGCCAGCGCCGGUGCUUGCGCCAAAGGCCGAAAAGGAUCCGUACAAUUAUGAAGAGCAGUAGACUAACUAAAACCAAGCACCCCCCCUUGUGCCAACAGUGACAGACUGCCCCACAUACGUAAUAUCUCG
Aphanomyces astaci is the source of this 1010-nucleotide messenger RNA. RefSeq names its product 50S ribosomal protein L3. Bases 31 to 942 code for a protein of 303 amino acids. The record is from RefSeq and is a predicted model, not a curated record. Gene Ontology annotation, biological process: translation. NCBI's taxonomy places the organism in Eukaryota, Oomycota, Saprolegniomycetes, Saprolegniales, Verrucalvaceae. Gene Ontology annotation, cellular component: ribosome; mitochondrial large ribosomal subunit. Gene Ontology annotation, molecular function: structural constituent of ribosome. The transcript is spliced from 2 exons.